GGAACUCUUUCCCAUCAGGCUGUUCUCUCCACUUCAGGGUGACUCCAUUCACUCUGUUCUCCUUCAGUCUUUGCUGCAGCUGGAAGACAAACAUGGCAGCAACCAUCAAACAUCCCAGCACUUCCUUCUAAACGUCAUCCAGCUGUGCUGGUCUGCAGCGUCUACGACGUCUACCCCAAGCAGAUCAAAGUGAGCUGGUUCAGAGACGGACAGGAGGUCACCUCAGAAGUCACCUCCACCGAUGUGAUGCAGGAUGGUGAUUGGUACUACCAGAUCCACUCUCACCUGGAGUACACGCCCAGAUCUGGAGAGAAGAUCUCCUGUGUGGUGGAACACGCCAGCCUGGAAGAACCUCUGAAGACCUACUGGGAUCCAUCCAUGCCUAAGUCAGAUAAAGAAAAGAUCGCCAUCGGAGCCUCAGCACUGAUUCUGGGUCUGAUCUUUGGUCUUGCUGGAUUCAUCUACUACAACAGCAGAACCCAAGGUCUGUUUUUGUUUGAGUCAGAGAAAAACAAAAUCGCUAUCAGAGCCUCAUGACUGACUCUGGAUCAGGUCCUAUCUCUUGCUAGAUUCAUCUACAGCAAGAAGAAUGCCCAAGGAUGUAUUCUGGGUCCCUACUAACCAAGGCAAGAUGCUGGUCCUGGUCCUGGUCUUGUUCCUGGUCCUGGUCCUGAUUCUGUCUGUUAGAUGACAGAAAAUCUGCUGCUGCUUGAAUCUGCUUUCUGUUUGCAGCUCAGCAAAGAGAUGAUCCUUUUUGGGCUGAACUCUCUAAACCUGACAAGGCUGAAGUCUGAUGCUCCGCUAGUCUGGACCUGGUCUAGGACCACCACAGCGUGGAUUCAGUUCUGCUGGUUGUUGCAGUGUUUCAGUGAUGUGUGUUGGUCCAGUCCUGGAUCAGGUUUAAUGUGAGUCUCUGAUGCUUCACUGUGUAAAACAGAUCAUUUCCAGCCUUUUGUAUCUGCAGACUGACGGCUUUGAAAUCAUUUGUAACCAGAUGUUUGAGUGAUAUGUGGCUGUAGCUCAACUGAUUCACAGUUAACCUUUUAUAGUGUACGUUUUUCAUAAACCAUCAGAAAAAUCUGA
Molecule: messenger RNA, 1083 nt
Organism: Amphiprion ocellaris (clown anemonefish)
Lineage: Eukaryota; Metazoa; Chordata; Actinopteri; Pomacentridae
Product: class II histocompatibility antigen, B-L beta chain-like
Exons: 6
Coding region: 247-537 (96 amino acids)
Biological process (GO): immunoglobulin production involved in immunoglobulin-mediated immune response; antigen processing and presentation of exogenous peptide antigen via MHC class II; positive regulation of T cell activation
Cellular component (GO): MHC class II protein complex
Molecular function (GO): MHC class II protein complex binding
Source: RefSeq, a predicted model, not a curated record